This is a messenger RNA of Populus trichocarpa (black cottonwood), 2099 nucleotides long. RefSeq names its product pre-mRNA-processing ATP-dependent RNA helicase PRP5. The transcript is spliced from 7 exons. Bases 135 to 1802 code for a protein of 555 amino acids. The record is from RefSeq and is a predicted model, not a curated record. Gene Ontology annotation, biological process: cytoplasmic stress granule assembly; P-body assembly. NCBI's taxonomy places the organism in Eukaryota, Viridiplantae, Streptophyta, Magnoliopsida, Malpighiales, Salicaceae. Gene Ontology annotation, cellular component: P-body; cytoplasmic stress granule. Gene Ontology annotation, molecular function: mRNA binding.
GAUAAACCUGCCGUCUUGUGUUCAUAGAAAGCAGCUUCGCAUAGCAGCCGCUCUCUCUAUCUCUCUGUUAAUAUACAUACACAGCAUAAUAAUUUCGAAGCAUAAAUAAAUAAACUUAUUGAUAAAUUGGAAAAAUGGCAAAAGGUGAUGAUGCUGUGGCGAAAAAGAAGAACAAAGAAAGAAGAAAGAAGAUGCAAAAAGAGGGUUCAAGUGUGUCAGCUCGUGUUGCUUCCAUUAUAGCUGCCAAAAAGCGCCGUUUAUCUGGAAAACGCCGGAUGUGCCAGGGAAUGUGUUUUAGCCUUCCUACACUAGAUGAUCCAUUCAAUGACAGGAAUGGUAAACUGGAGUUCCAAAAAAAGGAAACGAAAAAUAAGCCUUCGGCCCGAAAGAAUGAGAAGGCAUUUGUCAAGGGAAAGAUGAAGGGUAUAGAAAAUGAUAAGGCUAUGAGUAUGGGCUCAGAGAUUAGAAAGUCACUUAUUUCUAAUAACAAUUUAGGGAUCGACCAGGAAAAAGCAAAAGUGCAGAUGAAUGGAAAAGCCGGACGUGGACGUCAAAGACAGGCCCGGGAGAACAUGGAUUGCCCAUCAAAAUUUCUUAUGUAUAGCUUGAAUGAAAUAGAGAAAGCCUUGCGACAUGAGGGAACCUAUAAUGAUGAUGAGGACGAGUCGUUGUUUGUUAGCCCUUGGGGAGUUGAGUUUUUGAAAUGUUAUUCGACUGGAAAAGAUAUAUUGGAGACAAGUGGAUCUUCAUGCACUACUGAGCAAAUUGCAUGGGUAGUUUCCAUGGCUGCCGAUAUUAUUGUAAGAAAGGAGGAAGAAGAUUUAUCAGUACCUAGUCCAUCUUUUCUAUUUCUUGUACCAUCCCAAGAAGAAGCUGUCAAGGUACGUAUGGUGUGCAAACCUCUGAAAGCUCUUGGCAUACAUACAGUGAGCGUACAUCCUGGUUCCUCCAUAGAUCACCAGAUACAUGGUUUGGCGAGUUGUGAACCUGAAUUUCUUGUGUCCACACCUGAUAGACUUUUGGAGCUUGUUUCCCUGAAGGCUAUUGAUAUAUCAGGGGUCUCCUUUUUGGUUGUUGAUGGAGUGGAAUCUCUUUAUAAUGGUGGUUGCCUUAACGCCCUUAAAUCCAUUAGGCAAUCUAUUUCUGGAAGUCUUCGUACUGUGGUUUUCAACAAUUUCUUUAGUGGUGCUUGUGUUCCGGUUCUACAGAAUCUUCUCCUGGGAUCAAUUUGUAGAUUAUCGAUCGAUCAAUCUAUCCCCAUUCAAAGUGCAUGCAUUGUUCAGACAAUAAAUCUGUGCACUUCCGAGGAAGAAAGACUUCUAAAGAGUAUACAAGUUUUGAAUGAUGCUUGUGGCAGCCAACUCUGCUCCCAGCCUUUAAAGGUGCUAUAUGUAGUUGGAAAUGAUAACAGCUCUUUCAAUUUAGUCAAGAUGCUUGAAAUCAAUGGUUAUACUGUUUCUGUGGAAUCAAAUCGCAGUAUUUCAAAUGAUGAUAACAGCCUGGAUACGAAUAUCAGAAUGAAACCUGUGGUCUCUGUGAUCAAUGUGGAGCGCAUUUCUACCACCAAUUUAGCUUUCUAUGAAACUGUAAUCUUACCCAACUUCGUGCCAUCAAUUGAUAAUUAUGUUCAAAUCCUCACGAGAAUGGCUAGGCACAGUAUCAAAGGCAACUUCCAUAGCUUUUUGACCAAAGAAGAUGCACUGAUAGCUAGACCACUUAUGGGAAUUCUGGAGCAAUGUGGGCAGGCGGUGCCUGAGGCCUUAAGAAACUUGCAUCUCACAUCAUCCGUGCCAGAAUCAUGAAGCUUGGAUGUUCACUCAUCAUCACAUCAUUCUCAAGAUUCUAGAAUGUCUUUGCCAGAAGCAUAUGGUGCAACAUCAGUACCAUGUUUCUAUUACUCGAUGGCAAUAUGCCUGGUUUUGCAAUGUGCAACAUUCUCACACAUUGGGUGUAGCAAGCCACAAUGGCUGUGUUGGUGAAAAUUUGUGAACAUGUUUUAGUUUCUUUUGAGUUGGCUCAGUCUCUUGGUGGUUACCUAACAGAAUGAUGUCCCAAUCUUUGCUCCUGAAUGUGCACUCCCCAUCAUUUUUCACACUCAA